Messenger RNA from Brassica rapa (field mustard), 1188 nucleotides. RefSeq lists its product as uncharacterized. NCBI's taxonomy places the organism in Eukaryota, Viridiplantae, Streptophyta, Magnoliopsida, Brassicales, Brassicaceae. The record is from RefSeq and is a predicted model, not a curated record.
UUGGUAUAAAACCGAAUAAACCGAAAACCGACGGUAUAUAAACCGAACCGAACCGAAGUAAAUAUGGAUUUAGAAUGGUAGUUAUAUUUUACUAACCGAAAUACCGAAAACCGAAAAAAACCGAACCGAAACCGAACCGAUAUCCGGAUUGAACACCCCUACUUGUAACGUAUGAACAUGGACAUUUAUUUAACAUAUCGUUUGCGGACAAAAAAGGAAAUUUAGCAUUUUAUAAAUGCAUGAAAAAGGACAAAUGCAACGAUAAAAGCAUGAAGUAGCCAUUGUGCUGGGUAUAAGAAGAAGCUUAAUUCAUCGUUCCUUCUUCGAAAACCUCACAGAAUCGCAAAAAGAAAAAGAAAAAACGAUAAUGUCGAGUUUCAGAUAUCUUUCUAGUAAAGACGCUUCAGCUGUGGAGGAUCUUCUUUCACAGGCCAAGGAUCUCUACGACCUUGAGCAAGUCGCCGCCAUCAACCUUGCUGGCUUCACCGAUUCUGCUCUUCCCACUGAUCUUGAAACCCGUUUCCGCCGUCUCAAAUCUCUCCCGGUUUCUCGACAACCCGACCCGGUUUCUCGACAACCCAACCCGGUUUCAUCGUCCAAGAAGCUUCUCUUCCACUCCAAGAGCAUGGCCGAGAAGAAUCACGUAAACGCGUUUUCUGCUUCUGCUUUUUCCGUUGAUGAGAAAAGGAACUUCUCCGGAAGAAUCAAACAUGUGCAUUCUCGUCCGUUGGUUUCAUCUGUUGACGGAACUCGGGUUUUCUCGGGAAGUAUCAAACGCGACCAGAGUGUAAAAUCUCGAGAUGGUAAGGUUUUGUCGCCGCCAACAACAACAGCACAAGCAGUGAAGCUACUUUCUAAAGAGAAAUCAAGAACUAGCUCAGCGUCGUCUGCCUCUAUUGAUUUAAUGUCGCCAUCAUCGUCCGAACCAGACCAAGAAAAACGGUCAAACAGGAAACCAAAGUCCAAGUUGUUAGUUUCGUGGUUUGACAAGUUAGCACCAUCAAGAGCCAUGGGUUGCUUAUUUUCUCCAAGCAUAGCGUCAUCAUCAAACAACAAAAAACACAAGAACAGCAGCAAACCGUAUGAUCCCUGAGUAGAAUUGACUGCUGAUAAAUCAUACUUGUUAAAUAGUCGGAGCUCUAUGGGCUUUUUUAUAUAUUAGUUUUGGUUUGUUGAUUUUGAAAUAAA